Molecule: messenger RNA, 2200 nt
Organism: Salarias fasciatus (jewelled blenny)
Lineage: Eukaryota; Metazoa; Chordata; Actinopteri; Blenniiformes; Blenniidae
Gene: vgll2b
Product: vestigial-like family member 2b
Exons: 4
Coding region: 214-1137 (307 amino acids)
Biological process (GO): regulation of DNA-templated transcription
Cellular component (GO): nucleus
Source: RefSeq, a predicted model, not a curated record
UUCGCUACCGCAGCUGUCGUUGCGCACGCAGAGAGAGCGGAGAGGCGCGCUCCCUCUUGGAGUGGCUAUGUGGAGUCCGGCGCCGGCUUCUUCACACUGAUCGGCGACCACUGGGAGUCUUUUCCUUUCUCGACUUUAGAAAGCGGAAUGUCGUCGCUGCUUGUCUCGUUGAGGUCGGUUAUAGGAGAGCAGUGAAGACGCCGCUCAUUUACCAUGAGCUGUUUGGAUGUUAUGUACCCAGCCUAUGGACAUUACGCACCGUACGCACCGACUGCCCCGGCUUUCAUUAGUAGUUUGCAGGCUCCCACAGGUCUGAGCAGCGCUUCGCCUCACUGCCGGGAUUUUAUGGACACUCCCAGCGGUCCCGAAGGGAUGUCUGGGGGCCCGGGCGCUGGAGGAUCAACUUCCUCCUCAUCUUCAUCCAGCUCGUCUUCGUCCUCCUACACUCCCGCGACCUCGAGGCCGGAUGGAGGCCCCAAAGAGAAGCAGGAAGCCCCGGAGGCAGAGUACCUGACGUCCCGCUGCGUCCUCUUCACUUAUUACCAGGGCGACAUCAGCAGCGUGGUGGACGAGCACUUCUCCAGGGCCCUCAGCUCCUACAUGGACGGAGAGGGCAAACGGAGGGUGCCCGAUCAACAGGGAACAGAUACCCCUUCGCCCAGCAGUCGACGGAGUUUCCCCCCAUCCUUCUGGGACAGUAACUACCCCUCGCCGCAGAGCCGCUCCCACUGCGAGGCGGGUGCACCUUCUUAUUCCAUGGACCCAUACGCCUCGGGGCUCCACCCGGGCCUGCCGCACCCACACGCCCACCCUCACUCGCACGCUCACCCUCACUCGCACCCCCACCCCCCCGAGAGCUGGGGAUACCCUCAGGCGCAGGCCUACGGCCCGCCGCGGCCCCUCCACGAACUGUACUCGCCGUCGGCUCUGGAGCCGCACUACGGGCCGCUGCUCAUGCCCGCCGUCCGGCCGCCUCACCUUCCCACUCUGCCAAGCCACUACGAAGUCAGCAAGCUGGAGCCCGCCGCCUCGUGGCCCAGCCUGCUGCCGCCGGGAGACGUCAGCCAGACUUUGGCGCUCAACAUGGAUGCAGGCCUGCAACAGCACAAGAAAGGCAAGGAGCUGUACUGGUUCUAACGAGCCCUUCAGUCACACUGACCAGCCAUUACCAGAUCCAAUUAGUCCCUGGACCUGCUCUGCUAUUGAAGCCGUGUGUCCCUUUAUCCCUUCCCUCCUCCACACAGAACACACACACACACACACACACACAUAUACACACACACAUUGCAUCCCCAUCCAUCCACCCCCUUCUCUCUGCUCCUAGCCUCCCCUGCCAGUAUGCAGCCUUGCUCCAGGUCGACGUGUGUGCACCAUGGAGAUAAAGCAGAGGGAGAGAGAGAAAACGAGGGCGAGAGACAGAGGGUCCGGACUGUCUAUAAUCUGCGCUCCCUCUCUCAUCUCUCUCUCUCUCUCCCCGCUUCCUCUCCCGCCGCUGCCGGUGCGGCACAGACCUUGGCGAGGUGCGAGCCACGCUGACCUGUUUGGACCGAGAAAGACAGGAUCACAGCAGACUUUAGCGGAGGACAGAGAGAUAGAGGGAUGAAUGGAGGGGCAGAGGGAUGAAUAGCAUCGAGCAGGGAUUUCCUCCAACGUCCCUGGUUAUCUCUGUCUCACGCUCUGUGUUGGUACAGUGGUUGUCAUUAUCCACUUAUCUGCAUUUCACAAAUGCAACACGCAGCGAUAAACAAGAGCAGCAAUUAUUGGAGGUUUAUGCUUUGUGACUGUCAUCCAUGAGGCCUUUUUUUUUUCAUUAUUAUGUAAUAUUGCUCUCUGAAAUAAAGUGUUUCUAUUUAUUGGUGUUUAUGUGCAUUUCUAAAAUGUUUGGUUGGCCAGUGUUCUGAAAUGAUUGUGAUUCAGUUGAUUGUGUUUUCCAAACAGAGAGGUGACGGAGCCGUCGCGCGCCACGUGCGCGGGUCGAGCGACUCUUCCGUCUUUCUGUGCAGAGAAGCUUUUAAAUCGUCUCUCAGAAACAUAUCGUUCAAUUUCGUUCAACGGGACAUGAGCUCUGAAGUUGUACUUUCAAUCUGACGAUGUUCCAUUUUAGCUCUUGUUUUCGUCUGUCACUCUUAGACAUUUUGAAUUUGGACUUUCUUUCUUUUUUUUGCGGAUUUCUUGUGUGUCAUUUCUCAUUUUUGUGUCC